This is a messenger RNA of Trichomonas vaginalis G3, 2004 nucleotides long. RefSeq names its product amelogenin-related protein family. The record is from RefSeq and is a predicted model, not a curated record. The transcript has a single exon. Lineage: Eukaryota; Parabasalia; Trichomonadida; Trichomonadidae. Bases 1 to 2004 code for a protein of 667 amino acids.
AUGUCUAUCGCGUUUUAUACAAAACAACAAUCAGAAUUUAGUUUUAAAAAGGCUGAUGGUACGGUAAUUAAUGAAAUUCCAUCCAGAUUGAGUGGCUCAGAUAAAUUGGUUGUUACUCCAAAAGGUUCAACAAAAAGCAUUACAAUAAUAACUGCACCAAUUUUUGAUAAUUGUGAUCAUAUUGAUUAUAGCAUUAAUGGAAUAUUCCAUAAAAGUUACUAUAAUACCGGUAUUGAUCGUUCUAAUCUGAAUUGUGUUGUUAUGUUUACUCCCCAGCAUACGUCAAAAUUUCACAUAGAUAUGGCGAUAUUUUCUGAAUAUAUCAUGACAAACGAUGCACCGUAUUUACAUGAAUUACAAUAUGAUAAUCCAUUUGUUCAAGCAGAAACAUUAACAUUUGGGUUUAAAGAAAAUCUUUAUAAUAUAGGUAAUUGGUAUCCACAGAUAUCUAUCGUUGAUACAUUUUUGAGAGUAUUUGGUGAUUUUGAAGUCACAUUUUCUGGUUCAACAAAAAUAAUUGUUCCAAUUGGUGGUAUUUUUAUUGCCAAGAAUAUUGAUGGAUUCACAUUCCCUGAUGAUGCAAAAGAUGGGAUUUAUGAUGCAGGCAGGAGAGAAACCGAAUUGACUAUAUCAACUUCAGGAGAAAAAACUCUCUAUUAUUGUCUUUGCUAUUUUCCCCCAUUUGAUUUAUAUUCUUCAAUCAAUGCAGAAAUUAUUCAUCCAAAUUCUCCAAUUCAAUAUUCAAUGAGACUAAGUGAAGGUUUUGGGUCGUCAGACAGAUAUAUAGUUAUAUUUACAACAAAAGAUAUCAUCAAUUAUAGAUUUCAUAUAAAAUCAAAAUUUAGUGAAGAUAAAACAUAUCUCAAAAAUAUACUUACAUUUGAGGAAUAUAAGCUUGAUGAAAAUACAAAAUCAUUUGUUGGCAAGACAUUUAUGUUAGAUUGUAAACCUGAAUCAAGGAAUUUCCCAUUAAAUUUAACAAUUGGACCAAGUGAUAUUUUGUUGCCAAGUGUGGGCGACGAAAAAAUGAGAGAAAAAGGAUCUUAUGAUAUAUAUGGGGAUGAAAUUGGUGGAGAUAAUCUUAAUGUAAAAACACUUGAUAAGUAUACUUUCAAAGGAAAGGAUAUAAUAAAAUUGAAUGAUGGAACCUACCAGAUAUUAAUUCCGGUAGAAGGAAAAGAAUUAGAUAUACAAAAUAACACAUAUGUUGUAUUUCACAAUGCAAAGUCAUUUACUGGAACACUUGAUGGUGUUGAUAUCUUAGGAACUACAGGUCACUAUGUAUUUAACUUGACAGAUAAAUCAAGUCCAUUUAAUAUCAAACCUAUAGGUGGUAAACCAGUAGUUGCAAAUAUUUCUGUUUUGUAUAGAGGAACUUAUCGAUCUGGGUCUUAUUUAAUUGAUAACGGUCCUCAGAAUGACAUAAUUGUAGUUUCUCCCAAUCAUCCUGUUUAUUUUCAAAUUUCUGAGAAAUCAAAUGUCAAAGCAGAAAAUGCUAAUGUAACUCAAAAUCCAGACAAGCAAUAUGCUUUUAUUUCUUUUGCCUCUUCUCCACAAGUGUGUACUGCUCCAUAUUUAGCAUAUAAUGCAUAUCCGGAUUAUGACCUUAAAAACACAAUGCUUGCAACAUUUACUAUCGGUAAAAGUUCUAGGAUAGAAUUUUCUGUAAUAAGUCAUUCGGAACCAGAAACUGAAGAGAUAUACGGUUUGUUCAUUGGAGCUGCUUCUUAUGUAGAUCAAUCAGAAGCUGUUUUUAAGAAGAAAAAUGCAUAUAAAGUUUACCAACAUGGAACGAAAUACAAACCAAAAGGUAAGGGACUUGGAUCAGGUGCAAUAGCCGCAAUUGUUAUUGUUAUCAUAAUUGUUAUAAUAAUAGCUGCAGGAGUUUAUGUAUUUUACGUAGCAAUCAACACCUCGAAACCUGAAAAAUCAUCUUCAUCAGAAGAAAACAAAAAUGUGACGAAUAACGAGAAUGUGACGAAUAACGAGAACGCUAACAUUUGA